Messenger RNA from Sparassis crispa, 1656 nucleotides. RefSeq lists its product as hypothetical. The record is from RefSeq and is a predicted model, not a curated record. The transcript is spliced from 5 exons. Lineage: Eukaryota; Fungi; Basidiomycota; Agaricomycetes; Polyporales; Sparassidaceae. The coding region runs from base 1 to 1656 and encodes 551 amino acids.
AUGUCCAAGCGAAGUACGUGCAAGCGCGUUCCCAUUCCUGCCCCCGUAUCCAGUCCUCCUCCCGAUUCUGGUCUCGCGGAGCACGAUGCAGAACUGGAUAAUAUAGAGCAAGACCUCCAAUCAGAUUCUCACUCCGAUACCGAAAACGAACUCGACGCUGCUGAACCGACACAUGACUCCCCAACCGGUGAACUUGACGAGCCUAUUAAUCUUAUGCCUGCUCAUGCUGCCACCCCUUCUGGUAUUCGUAUUAAACUUCCCUCUCGCGGCCGACAGCAUUCCAACACUCAGACGCCUAACGAGCGUCAUCGUAAGCGACGCAAGAACACUGCUCGUCCGCAACAUGAACCCUCUCCCUUUUCCUCACCUACUCCACGGUCUGCAGAUGCUAGCACCUUGGCAACCUCUCCACCUGCAGCCUCCAUCCCCUCUCCCAUUCGUGACCUUCAACGUGCCAUGCAACUACAUCUCGCCGGCAUGACUGAUGAAGCCCGCGAUGACUACUGGCAUCAUGUCACAGAGUUCAAUCUCAUUUUCCUUGGUGCCUCUACUGCUGCUACUAGCACCGCUGCUCCGCAACAGCCUCCAAGCCCAUCUUCACCUGCGAUGCAGCAGAACAAUCAUGACGAUGCACUGGACAUUCCACUGCUACCUCCAUCACAACAAGUCGCGAAGUCCCGUCAUGACUUCCCUACGCACGACAUUGCCCUAAAAGCUCAUCAGUUACCGUUUCCUACCGCUGUCUCUAAUCGGAUGAAAGCAGGCUGGAAGGAGUACAUCCCGCUCACUGCGCUCACCAAUAUGGCCUGCCGUGCAGCGGCCAACAAGCAACAGACUCGCAAUGUUGUAAAGUAUGAAGGCGGUGCACUCACUGUCAGUCAGGGUCCCUUGGACGGCUCUCAUGAGCGCUGGCUCACUCUGGCCGAAAUUUCGGAAGCAUAUCCUCGUUUCUUGCGUCUCAUUCAACAGCAUUACCCUCAUCCCAAGUCUGUCCAGCAGUCUGUUGCGCAGGAAUUUGUGACACAUUUCCAGCAUAUAAGCCAUCAGCCGAACUUCGCAGAACACAUUGGUCUGGUGGACGUCAAUCAUAACAUUGGUGAUGCCACCACUUUCAGUUCUCACCCCGGGUGGUUGGCCGCCUUCACUCAUCUCAGCAAGAACUUUGCAGACUGGGCCAAGGGAGCAUAUAGGCUGACAGAGGCUGUCGUGGAGCUGAAGAAGAUGCCAGACAUACCUAAGAGAGCAAUGGAUGCUAUUCACCUGAACAAGAAUGGCUAUCUGCUCCUACUGCCAAUGCCUCCUGCCAAUGUGCAGCCGAGCUUGAACAUCAAAAAGAAUCAAGUCAUUGAGUUCCUGAAUUAUCACUAUGGUGACCAUGAUGCCAAGAUGCCAUGGAAGAAGCUCAAUGAAGCCCAACCUUUGGUGGACUUCAUCUCACUGGACAUGCUCCUCAUGGACUUUGUAAUUAUUGAUCCCUCGAAGAUGACACAGGAUCAGGUCAAGGUGCUUCUGAACCACUGGCGAGUGUGUGAAAUUGCCCACGGGGUGGAAGAAAUGAUGCAGUUCUUGAAGUGCUGGAACAAGAAGGGCAUCGCCAUCUCCACCAAGUAUGAUCCACUGCCACCACUGCAGGCAAUCAUCAAAGAGGACCAUUAG